Messenger RNA from Anolis sagrei ordinatus, 846 nucleotides. RefSeq names its product gremlin 1, DAN family BMP antagonist (gene GREM1). Gene Ontology annotation, biological process: animal organ morphogenesis. The record is from RefSeq and is a predicted model, not a curated record. NCBI's taxonomy places the organism in Eukaryota, Metazoa, Chordata, Lepidosauria, Squamata, Anolidae. Gene Ontology annotation, molecular function: receptor ligand activity; BMP binding.
CAGGCGUUUAAAUGGGGAGCCCGCCGCGGCAGCGCUUCCAAUCCGGAGCAGGAGGCGGCGGAGAAGGCGGCGAGAGGCUCUCCCUCCGGCUCUUUCCAUGGGCCUCCUUCCCCAGCAGUGAAGCCUCCCUCGGCCCCGCAGGAUGGCACGCAGUGUUUCGGCUGUUGGUGUUCUUCUUCUGUUUGGGCUUCUUCUCCCCACCACAGAGAAUAAGAGGAAUCGUGGGGCGCAAGGUGCUAUCCCUCCUCCGGACAAAGCUCAACCCAAUGAUUCAGAACAGACCCAGCAGCAUCAGUCUGAGACACAGCCUGGCUCCAGGCCCCCAGGCAAGAGAAUCAAGCCAUCCACUAAAGAGGUCCUGGGGUCAAGUCAAGAAGCUCUACAUGUCACUGAGAGAAGAUACCUGAAACGGGACUGGUGUAAAACACAGCCGCUUAAGCAAACCAUCAACGAGGAAGGGUGCAACAGCCAAACCAUUAUUAACAGGUUCUGUUAUGGCCAGUGUAAUUCCUUCUACAUCCCGAGGCACAUCCAGAAAGAGGAAGGUGCUUUCAAGUCCUGUUCCUUCUGCAAACCAAAGAAAGUCACCACCAUGUUAGUUACUCUGACCUGUCCAGAGCUUCAGCCCCCCAGGAAAAGAAAAAGGAUCACACGAGUUAAAGAAUGCCGCUGUCUAUCUAUAGACUUGGUUUAAGAACCAGCCAUAUAUACUCCACGGCAUCGGCCAUCAUUGCCUUCUCGAAUCUAGAGAAGGCAAUAUAUCCUCCAUGGCAUCUGCCGUCAUUGCCUCAACCUGCUUACAUAUCUCUAGGCAGGACACCAAUCAAAGAGAAUUGCAGCAAACAA